GGGUGCCGCGGCGCCGGUGGGAGGAAGAAGCCGUCCUAGCUGUGUGUUGUCCUCGCGGCCAGCGGGAAGCGAGCACCCUCUCGAAAGCCCAGGGGUCCCGAGACCCCUCUUACCAGCGCCAUGGCAGUUCCAGGUUGCAACAAGGACAGUGUCCGAGCAGGCUGUAAAAAAUGUGGCUAUCCUGGUCACCUGACUUUUGAAUGCCGCAAUUUUCUCCGAGUAGACCCCAAAAGGGACAUAGUUUUGGAUGUCAGCAGCACAAGUAGUGAAGAGAGUGAUGAAGAGAAUGAAGAACUGAAUAAACUGCAAGCGUUACAAGAAAAAAGAAUAAAUGAAGAAGAGGAGAAGAAAAAAGCAAAAAGCAAAGAGAAAAUCAAGUUGAAAAAAAAAAGGAAAAGGUCUUAUUCAUCCAGUUCCACUGAAGAGGACACUUCAAAACAAAAGAAACAAAGAUAUCAGAAGAAAGAAAAGAAAAAAGAGAAAAAGAGUAAGUCAAAAAAGGGGAAGCAUCACAAAAAGGACAAAAAGAAGAGAAAAAAAGAAAAACAUUCCUCUGCCCCUAAUAAUUCUGAAAUCUCCAAAAAGUAA
This is a messenger RNA of Lipotes vexillifer (Yangtze River dolphin), 588 nucleotides long. It is a transcript of the gene SREK1IP1, whose product is annotated as SREK1 interacting protein 1. The coding region runs from base 121 to 588 and encodes 155 amino acids. NCBI's taxonomy places the organism in Eukaryota, Metazoa, Chordata, Mammalia, Artiodactyla, Lipotidae. The record is from RefSeq and is a predicted model, not a curated record. Gene Ontology annotation, molecular function: nucleic acid binding; zinc ion binding. The transcript has 5 exons.